Zerene cesonia (dogface butterfly) is the source of this 369-nucleotide messenger RNA. Its product is annotated as SID1 transmembrane family member 1-like. The transcript is spliced from 3 exons. The annotation marks the transcript as partial. NCBI's taxonomy places the organism in Eukaryota, Metazoa, Arthropoda, Insecta, Lepidoptera, Pieridae. Gene Ontology annotation, cellular component: membrane. The record is from RefSeq and is a predicted model, not a curated record.
AAAAAAAACAAACUAAUGACAAAUCGUACGCUCCGCAGACUAACCCAGCACAGCAGAGACUUCGCGUCGCACUUGCUGCUGGUCCUGAUGAGUAACCUCUUCCUUUACACAUUAUUCUAUAUCGCUAUGAAGUUGCUGCACCGCGAGUCGAUACGAUGGUACAGUUGGGUGUUUAUAGCGCUGACGUAUACCGUCUGGUUCAGUUCGAGUUAUUUUUACUUGGACCUAAGCACCAAUUGGGCGCUGACUCCGGCGCAGUCGCGGCAGAGCAACCGCGUGUGCAGCCUCCUGCAGCUGUACGAUUCGCACGACAUCUGGCACUUCAUGUCCUCCAUCGCCAUGUUCUUCUCCUUCAACAUGUACUUGACG